Setaria italica (foxtail millet) is the source of this 963-nucleotide messenger RNA. RefSeq names its product caffeoyl-CoA O-methyltransferase. Lineage: Eukaryota; Viridiplantae; Streptophyta; Magnoliopsida; Poales; Poaceae. The transcript is spliced from 5 exons. Gene Ontology annotation, molecular function: O-methyltransferase activity; S-adenosylmethionine-dependent methyltransferase activity. The record is from RefSeq and is a predicted model, not a curated record. The coding region runs from base 95 to 823 and encodes 242 amino acids.
GCCACCUACUCAAGGGAAUCCCCUUGUUGCAAAAAGAGCCAACGGGCUGCCGCUAGCGACAACAUCGCCGGCGAGCAAAAGCAGUCGUCAUAGGAUGCCCGCCACCGGCGCCGGAGAAGGCGGCAAGGCGGCCGCCGGGUCGGCCAGCCUCCACAGCAAGACCCUCCUCAAGAGCGAGCCGCUGUACCAGUACAUUCUGGAAUCCACCGUGUUCCCUCGGGAGCCCGACUUCCUGCGGGAGCUCCGCGUCGCCACCGCCUCCCACCCCAUGGCUGUCAUGGCGGCGUCGCCGGACGAGGUGCAGCUGUUCGGGCUCCUGCUCGAGAUGCUGGGCGCCAGGAACGCCAUCGAGGUCGGCGUGUUCACCGGGUACUCGCUGCUCGCCACCGCCCUCGCGCUCCCGGACGACGGCAAGAUCGUGGCCAUCGACGUCACCCGCGAGAGCUACGACCGGGUCGGAUCGCCGGUGAUCGAGAAGGCCGGCGUGGCGCACAAGAUCGAUUUCCGCGUCGGGCUCGCGCUGCCGGUGCUGGACCAGAUGGUCGCCGAGGAGGGGAACAAGGGCGCGUUCGACUUCGCGUUCGUGGACGCGGACAAGGUGAACUUCCUCAACUACCACGAGCGGCUGCUGCAGCUGGUCAGGGUCGGGGGCCUCAUCGCCUACGACAACACGCUGUGGGGCGGCUCGGUGGCCGCAACCCCCGACGAGCCGCUCGCCGCCGCCACCAGGGAGUUCAACGCCGCCAUCGCCACCGACAGCCGCGUCCACAUCUGCCAGCUCGCCAUCGCCGACGGGCUCAUGCUGUGCCGCCGCGUCGCCUGAAUCACCGGCGUCCUGUGCCCGCCCCGAAACCGCUCUGGUCUGCAGUUCUUCACUGGAAAAUAAUGUCCAUUGUUUGGAUUUUGUAAAAAUAACGAACUGACCGCGAGCGAAAUAAACCGCGAAUGCGCUUGUGUGUCUCA